This is a messenger RNA of Sclerotinia trifoliorum, 1070 nucleotides long. The record is from the annotation of a GenBank genome assembly. NCBI's taxonomy places the organism in Eukaryota, Fungi, Ascomycota, Leotiomycetes, Helotiales, Sclerotiniaceae.
AUGGCAACUCAACUAGUCUCCCUGCCGGACGUCGAAAGAUUGAGUCCUACCGUAAUUCGGAUCCUUGGUGGAAAUCCAGGAAAGGUGAGGAUUUUGAAAGGGGAUCACAUGGGGCAUUGUCAGCUGAUAUCAAAUAGUUUACUUUGCAGGGUACAUAAACGAUCUGAAGAGUAUGGAAUAGGUAGUUCAUAUUUCUAAUGAGGGUGUAGGGACGAAUACAUAUCUUGUCGGGAAGGGGAAAAAUCGAUUGUUGAUUGAUACGGGGGAAGGAAGGGAGAGUUGGAUUAGGAAUUUAAAGGAUACUUUGGAGAAAGAGCAAGCUACGAUUAGCUCUUGUAUUCUCACGCAUUGGUGAGGGCUUAUCCGCGUUAUGAAUUGCACUUCGACCACUAAUUAAAGAUUUAGGCACCAUGAUCAUGUGAAGGGAGUUGACCACUUAUUAGAGUACUCGCCGAAAACCAUCAUCCACAAAAAUCGUCCGGGUGAGGGACAAACAGAUAUAAAAGAUGGUCAAAUAUUUUCAACCGACGGCGCAACUCUCCGUGCAGUUCAUUCGCCCGGUCAUACCCAAGAUCACAUGGCAUUAAUAUUCGAGGAAGAAGAUGCCAUGUUCACCGGAGAUAAUGUCUUGGGGCAUGGUACCGCAGUCUUUGAAGACCUGACGACUUACUUGAACAGCCUUGAAAGAAUGAAGGGCAUCUUUAGUGGUAAAGCAUAUCCAGGACAUGGAGCAGUGAUAGAAGAUGGACCUGCUAAAAUCGGAGAGUAUAUCAGACACAGAAAGGAAAGGGAGUCCCAGGUUAUCCAGGUGUUGAAGUCUGCAAAGAAUAGACCUGGAGUCACUAUUACCAGGGAUGAAGAAGCUGAUGAAUGGACCUCGAUGGAGAUUGUGAAGAUUGUAUAUAGGGAUGUACCCGAGAGCCUUCACGUACCAGCGAAUGGUGGCAUUUUACAGAUAUUAAACAAGUUGCAAGCGGAUGAGAAAGUGGUCCAGGAGCAAGAUAGAUGGAAAUUAAAGGCGCGAGCCGCUCUUUGAAUGUACCUGAUUCUUCUAUCAUGGAAAUAAGAUA